This is a messenger RNA of Sorex fumeus (smoky shrew), 2811 nucleotides long. RefSeq names its product WW domain containing E3 ubiquitin protein ligase 2 (gene WWP2). NCBI's taxonomy places the organism in Eukaryota, Metazoa, Chordata, Mammalia, Eulipotyphla, Soricidae. Bases 148 to 2766 code for a protein of 872 amino acids. Gene Ontology annotation, molecular function: ubiquitin protein ligase activity; protein binding. The transcript has 24 exons. The record is from RefSeq and is a predicted model, not a curated record. Gene Ontology annotation, biological process: protein K63-linked ubiquitination; negative regulation of transcription by RNA polymerase II; ubiquitin-dependent protein catabolic process.
GGCCCACACCUGCGGGCCGGCCAGCCUCUUCCGGGUCAGGUGACCGCGCGCGGCCACGUGACCCGCGCCGAGUGCGGGCGGUGCAAGGCGGAAGUGGCCGAGGAGUUGGCGCCGCCGGUGUGGCCGCGGCAGGUUCCUGGUGAUGACAUGGCGUCUGCCAGCGCCAGCCGGGCUGGAGCGGCCCCGCCUUUCGAGAAGUCGCAGCUCACGCUGAAAGUGGUGUCCGCCAAGCCCAAGGUGCACAGCCGGCAGCCGCGCAUCAACUCGUUCGUGGAGGUGGCGGUGGACGGCCUGCCCAGCGAGACCAAGAAGACGGGGAAGCGGAUCGGGAGCUCGGAGCUGCUGUGGAACGAGAUCAUCGUGCUGAAUGUCACGGCCCAGAGUCACUUGGAUCUGAAGGUCUGGAGCUGCCACACCCUGAGAAAUGAGCUGCUGGGCACCGCCUCCGUCAGCCUCUCCAGCGUCCUGAAGAACAAUGGGGGCAAAAUGGAGAACACGCAGCUGACCCUGAACCUGCAGACGGAGAGCAAGGCGGGCGGCGUCUCGGGCGGCGAGUUGACCAUUUUCCUGGACGGCCCGACUGUUGAUCUGGGAAGCGUGCCUAACGGCAGCGCCGUGGCUGAUGGGUCUCAGCCGUCCUCGAGAGACGCCGGUGGCACCGCAGUGGCUCCUGACACUCGGCAUCAAGCCCCCAGCACAAACUGCUUUGGUGGCAGAUCCCGGACACACAGACAUUCAGGUAGCUCCGCGAGAACCACCGCCACAGCCGGCGAGCAGAGCCCCGCCGGGAGCAGCCGACACCGCCAGCCCGUCAAGAACCCGAGUCACAGCAGCUUGGCCAAUGUCACAGUGAACGAUGACCCCGUGGCCGUCACCGAUCCUGAAGACGCCUCAGUGGUCGUCGUCGGCGUGACGUCCCCGCCCGCUGCCGUGGCCAGCGUGACCGCGAACCCCGCCAUCGCGUCCCUCCCAGGCCCUGCUGUGCCAGCCGAAGGAGAAGAGCCCGGCACCUCGAGCGCGCCACAGCUGCCCGCUUCUGUCCCUGCCCUCGACGUUCUGCCUGCGGGAUGGGAGCAGCGAGAACUGCCCAACGGGCGUGUCUAUUAUGUCGACCACAACACCAAGACCACCACCUGGGAGCGGCCUCUGCCUCCAGGCUGGGAGAAGCGCACUGACCCCCGCGGCCGCUUCUACUAUGUGGAUCACAACACGCGGACCACCACCUGGCAGCGGCCCACGGCCGAGUACGUGCGCAACUACGAGCAGUGGCAGUCGCAGCGGAGCCAGCUGCAGGGUGCCAUGCAGCACUUCAGCCAAAGAUUCCUCUACCAGUCUUCCAAUGUGUCCGUCGACCAGGACCCGCUGGGCCCCCUCCCUCCUGGCUGGGAGAAGAGACAGGACAAUGGACGGGUGUAUUACGUGAACCACAACACACGCACGACCCAGUGGGAGGACCCCCGCACCCAGGGGAUGAUCCAGGAGCCCGCGCUGCCCCCGGGCUGGGAGAUGAAGUACACCAGCGAGGGGGUGCGCUACUUCGUGGACCACAACACCCGCACCACCACCUUCAAGGACCCGCGGCCCGGCUUCGAGUCCGGGGCGAAGCAAGGGUCUCCUGGCGCCUACGACCGCAGCUUCCGGUGGAAGUACCACCAGUUCCGUUUCCUCUGCCACUCCAAUGCCCUCCCCAGCCACGUGAAGGUCAGCGUGUCCAGACAGACACUCUUUGAGGAUUCUUUCCAGCAGAUCAUGAACAUGAAGCCCUAUGACCUGCGUCGCCGGCUCUACAUUAUCAUGCGUGGCGAGGAGGGCCUGGACUACGGGGGCAUCGCCAGGGAGUGGUUCUUCCUCCUGUCCCACGAGGUGCUCAACCCCAUGUACUGUCUGUUCGAGUACGCCGGGAAGAACAACUACUGCCUGCAGAUCAACCCUGCCUCCUCCAUCAACCCCGACCACCUCACCUACUUCCGCUUCAUCGGCAGGUUCAUUGCCAUGGCCCUGUACCACGGCAAGUUCAUCGACACGGGCUUCACGCUGCCCUUCUACAAGCGCAUGCUCAACAAGCGGCCCACCCUCAAGGACCUGGAGUCCAUUGACCCCGAGUUCUACAACUCCAUCGUCUGGAUCAAAGAGAACAACCUGGAGGAGUGCGGCCUGGAGCUCUAUUUCAUCCAGGACAUGGAGACGCUGGGCAAGGUGACCACCCAUGAGCUGAAGGAAGGCGGGGAGAACAUCCGGGUGACGGAGGAGAACAAGGAGGAGUACAUCAUGCUGCUGACCGACUGGCGCUUCACCCGGGGAGUGGAGGAGCAGACCAAGGCCUUCCUGGACGGCUUCAACGAGGUGGCACCCCUGGAGUGGCUGCGCUACUUCGAUGAGAAGGAGCUGGAGCUGAUGCUGUGCGGCAUGCAGGAGAUCGACAUGAGUGACUGGCAGCGCAACACGGUGUACCGCCACUACACCAAGAGCAGCAAGCAGGUGCAGUGGUUCUGGCAGGUGGUGAAGGAGAUGGACAAUGAGAAGCGGAUCCGGCUGCUGCAGUUCGUCACUGGGACCUGCCGCCUGCCCGUCGGUGGCUUUGCCGAGCUCAUCGGCAGCAACGGACCCCAGAAGUUCUGCAUCGACAAGGUGGGCAAAGAGGCCUGGCUGCCCCGAAGCCACACCUGCUUCAACCGCCUGGACCUCCCGCCGUACAAGAGCUACGAGCAGCUGAAGGAGAAGCUUCUCUACGCCAUCGAGGAGACGGAGGGCUUUGGACAGGAGUAACACCCCCCACCCCCCUGGCACAGCCCCGAGCCUGGUGGCCUUGUG